AACCGGAGUGUAACCGAAACUAAUCAAACAAGAGAGAAAGCCACGUAAGGUUGUCUCUAAUGACAAUCAACCAAAACGGAUAACCAAAGAAGCAGAGUUAGAGAGAGAGACGACGAUGAGAGCUCUGACAUGGACAGGAUUAUCUCCGCCGCCGCUGCCGGCUAUGGUGGCGCGAAUGACGACGACUUCGAAGAUGGUUGCCUUACGACGGAUGAACCUCCGAAAAGAUCGUGUCUGUGUUAGAGCCACGGCGGUUUCAAGCGGAGGAGGAGUAGUGGAAGCGGUGGAGUUGGCUGAGAUAGGAGAGAAGAGUAAGAAGUGGAAGUGGAAGGGAGAAUACUCAAUCAAUUACUUUGUCAAGAGUUCGCCGGAGGAAGUAACUCCGGCUAGUCAGACUGUUCUCUUAGUUCAUGGCUUUGGCGCCUCUAUUCCUCACUGGCGAAGGAAUAUAAAUGCUCUGUCCAAACACCAUACAGUGUAUGCCAUAGAUCUUCUUGGGUUUGGUGCUUCAGAGAAGCCGCCUGGUUUUAGCUACACUAUGGAGUCAUGGGCUGAAUUGAUACUCAACUUCUUGGAGGAAGUGGUUCAGAAACCGACAGUUUUGAUUGGAAACUCUGUUGGAAGCCUUGCUUGCGUUAUAGCUGCUUCAGAAUCGCAGCGAGAUCUGGUUAGAGGUCUGGUUCUGUUGAAUUGCGCUGGUGGUAUGAACAACAAAGCGGUGUUUGACGACUGGAGAAUCAAGCUGCUGAUGCCAUUGCUCUUGCUUAUCGACUUCUUACUCAAGCAAAGAGGAAUUGCUUCUGCACUCUUCAACCGCGUUAAAGACAGGGAGAAUCUCAAGAACAUUUUGACAAAUGUAUAUGGCAACAAAGACAAUGUAGAUGAUACCCUUGUAGAGAUUAUCGCUGGACCAGCAAACAGCGAAGGUGCGCUAGAUGCAUUUGUUUCCAUACUAACGGGUCCACCUGGUCCAAACCCGAUUUCGCUGAUUCCUGAAAUAACCAAACCGGUUCUUGUGUUAUGGGGAGACCAAGAUGGAUUAACUCCUCUCGACGGUCCUGUAGGUAAAUACUUCACGUCCCUUCCGGGUCAGUUACCUAACUUCAACCUAUAUGUUCUAGAAGGUGUUGGACAUUGCCCACAAGAUGAUCGUCCGGAUCUUGUCCAUGAGCGUCUCCUUCCAUGGCUGGCUCAGCUUUCUUCCACAUAAUCUCAGUUACGUGUAUGGUGUUUAGAAAUGUAUAACAUGUUUGAUUGUUGCGUCUAUGCACUAGAUAGCCAAAUUCUACCAUUUUUGUAUAUAAAAAUGGUAAUAACAUCAUAUAUCGAAUGUAUAUCGUAUAAAAAUGGGUUCAUUUAUUGAAUGUGUGCUUUUUUCUCA
Brassica rapa (field mustard) is the source of this 1381-nucleotide messenger RNA. RefSeq lists its product as uncharacterized. Gene Ontology annotation, cellular component: chloroplast. The record is from RefSeq and is a predicted model, not a curated record. Lineage: Eukaryota; Viridiplantae; Streptophyta; Magnoliopsida; Brassicales; Brassicaceae. Gene Ontology annotation, molecular function: chlorophyllase activity. Gene Ontology annotation, biological process: chlorophyll metabolic process.